AUGCCGCGGUCGUCCAAGACCCGAGUCUCCUACUCCAUAAGAGAAGACUAUGGGGACCGUCAACUCCAUCGCUCGGGCAUCAACGCUCUCGCGCUCGACGAGACGACCCCGACAGAACCGGACGGAGCACCCGGAGGCAUUCUGUUCACAGGAGGGAGGGACACGAUAGUGAAUUCAUGGGACUGCCACAUCGAUUUCGCAAAGCAGAACCAGCUCGCGGAACAACGGGAAGCGAGAUGGCGCGAACGUCACUCACGAAUGGAAAAGGACCGCGUCGACUCGUAUUACGGGUCGCCUCAGCAGCAGAGCCUCAGUGUAGGAGGGGGCAGCGGAGCGUCGAGGGAGGUCUCAUCGUGGUCGAGGGCGAGCGCUCGACGAAACAGAACGCAAGUGACCUCAAAGUUUGCGGCGUCGUCUCGACAUUCGAUGAUCUAUCCCUCCGAUGAACCACAGAGAGAGGGGGGCAGUAACAGACACUCGAUGGUGGACUCCCCUGCAGCGCUGGAUACGGUGGGGCAGAUGCUUGGAGACCAUUCUAUCUCAUCGUCACCACCCAGUUCUCCGAUUUCACCAAUCAGUCUGCAGGACAGAAAGGAUUGGGGGGAUCACCGCGAUGCUCGGAUGGAGACCGACCGGCGUCCGGCGAAUGGGCUACAUAUACAUCAUCAAGUCGAUUUUGCAAAGAGGGAGACGGGUUUGACUAGAGACAAACGGAGCAUUACGUUUGGGGGGUCGCCUGCGUCGCAUCACAACUUUGCGCUGAUGAGUAGGAGUGAGUCGGCGAUGAGCGUGGAUAGGGGACCGAAGCACCACAGAUUUUUAGGGACAUCCACACCACCAACGACGUUAAGACGCACGUAUCAACACCACAGCGACUGGAUAAACGACUUAGUCCUCUGUAACAACAAUCAACAUAUAAUUUCCGCCUCGAGCGACCGGACCGUGUGUAUCGCCAGCACAACAACGCAAAACAGCAUGCCGCACAUCAUCGGUCAUCACUAUGACUAUGUCCGUUGCUUAGCGUAUUCCCCGCAUCGCGGCUGGGUCGCGUCUGGGGGGUUGGACCAUCGGAUUCUGCUGUGGGAUUUGGGCGAGGGCCGGGGGCCGGUGGGGACACUGUCGAUAUCGGAGACUCCUGAAGUUCUGCUCAACGAGGAGUCCCCGACCGCAUCCAUCUACUCGCUUGCUUGCAACCCCGGAGGCUCCGUACUGGUGUCAGGGUCACCGGAUAAGUGCGUACGCGUGUGGGACUUCCGCGCAGGCAAGAACGUUAUGCGCUUACAAGGACAUACCGAGAACAUUCGCUCCCUGCUUGUCAGCGACGAUGGUCGACGGGUCCUUUCAUCUUCCUGCGACUCCACAGUCAAAAUGUGGUCCCUAGAAUCCCACAAAUGCAUGCACACAUAUUCGCAUUUCGAGGACUCGGUGUACUCUCUCUACUCCACGGACCCCGAUCUGGAUACCUUCUGGACGGGCGGCAAGGAUGGAUGGGUCACAAAGGUGUCAAGGUCAAAGACGCUGGAUACGUCGGAUGAUCUGCUGGAGGUCGUGGCGGUUUGCAAGGAGGAUGGGCCGGUGCACAAGGUGGUUGCUAUAAACGAUCUGUACAUCUGGACAGCGACGUCUAAUGCGAAAGUGAAUCGCUGGCGCGACAUCCCCUUCCAGCACACCGACUUCCUAGAAUCCGGGCGCACCUACGACCCCGCCGACGAGUCGGAACGCGUCAUCAUCCCCCGCAAAGCCAUGCUAACCAUCCCGCACUCCAAAGACCUCGACGAAGCCAGCACCCUGCGCAGCUACCGCCCCUUCUCGAUGAACGCGAGCGAGCGCAUGUCGUUGUUUAAUCGACGGAAGGAUGCGGCUACUUCGGUUUAUGCCAUGUCGAUGGAUGUGUUGAGGCCGGAUACGGCGCCGGCUGUGGAACCUGCGUGGAAGGAGCCUGAUGGUGUUAUCAAAGGCACACCGGGAAUCAACAGAUUCGUGAUGCUAAACAACAAACGCCACGUCCUUACCCAAAACACCGCCAACGAGGUCGUGCUAUGGGACAUUGUGCGCUGCGUCAAGCUGCAGGCAUUCGAUUGCACGUUCACUGAAGCGCUGGAGAAAUGUCAAAACCCGAUUGAUUGGGUGUCGCAGUGGUGCUCGGUUGAUAUACAUAAUGGGUCGCUUGUUGUGCAUCUUGACGAAGCGCGAUGCUUUGAAGGCGAGAUAUUCCAUGAGGACAGCGGUGUGGAGGAGCCGCCGGAAGCCGAGGAGCAGAGAAUCAACAUCGGUAAAUGGGUUCUAACCCUCCUCUUCCAGGCCUUCACCGCAGCGUACCAUCUCCCUGCAGACGACAGCGCUAGUUCAGGUGAUGCGGACGUUGGAAGGCAGCCACUGGGAAGGAGGGACGGAGUCGAAAGCGAGGAAUCGUCCAACGAGGCAAGCCUUCCUGCACGGCUGAGCUUGGAAACGGCGAUGACGGAGGGUGGGAUCGUUGAAGAACGUCCGAAUGAUGCGGUUGGGGAGGUCCCAAGAACGUCGCUACAAAAUCUAGGUCAUGAUAGCAUACCCGAAGAUCGGGAACCAGGGAUGCCGCCGCGGAAUCGCGCGGGAGGGUCAAGUCAAGCCAUCAUUGCUGUCCCGCCGCCGCCUAUGAGCGAUCCACCACCUGAAGCGUUCAGCCAGGCGUCGUCGAUGCAUUCGCUGUACAAGCAAGCGCAGGGUCAUGUCCAGGAACUGGAGCCGAUUCAUACUAUCGAGGCCGCGGAAGCCGUCCCAGCAAAAGUGUCACCUCUACCGCCGUCCCCCGAGUUUUCGCGGUCGCGACAGACUUCAGCUACAUCGUCGAAAGGGCCGGAACGGAACGCAUCGCUCAUGGAUAAGUUGAAGACGCACGUUAGACGACGAGCGAGUUCCGUCCGGAGCGACGAUCUGAAGACUGCGAAUCUCCGACCUGUUGAAAAGGACAACAACAAGCAAGGCGCCGCGGGUAACUUGACUCAUCUCCGAACCAGCAGCAACGGGCCCGAUCCAGCAGACGACAAGCGACCCCACACACCCUCGAACCCCGACUCCGCCUCCCUCCAAAGCACUACCACCCCCGCCGUAGUAUCAACCCCACACGAACCCCGCGACUCGUCCCACACCACCCAACCCUCCACCAGCUCCCUCUCCGACUCCCUCGACUCCCUCCACGGUCGCCCCAACCUUCCCAAACGCACCGACUCCGCCCACGCAAUCAUCCUCCCCCCGCGCACUCUCUUCGCCUCCGGCUUCCUCAACCCUGACGAAACCCCGCACAUCUCCAUCCCCCCCACCGUGCGCGUCAUCAUCAGCGUCGAGGAGUCGGAGGAGGCCGCGGCGUUCUUGGAUGUGUAUAGAGGCAAAGUGGGGGAUAUGGGAGGGAUGGGGGAGGUGGAGAAGUUGCAGGCGGUGCUGCCGACGUGGGUAUUUGAGGCGGCGGUGCAGGGGAAGGCGGUAAUGCCGAAGGAGAAUGUGAAGGUGGCAUUUAUGUUGUAUCCGAUGCCGGGGAAUUCAGGGCCGGAUAUUCCUAGGAGUGGAACACGCUUAAGCGCCAACCGCAUGCUCAAAAUGCGCAAACUGAUGGGUUUUGUCGUUGAGAAACUCGGCCUCGCGCCAUCUCCCGAGCAGCGCCGCCAGAACCCUGAAGCCGCCGGAGAGUUCAACCCUGAGGAUUUCGUUGAGAUUCUUUGUCAGGAUAAGGUCGCACACCCGAACAUGACCCUCGGCGCGGUCAAGCAUCAUCUCUGGAAAGGCGGGUCCGAGCUGAGUUUGUUCUUUCAGCGGAAGCAGGGCAUUGCGGGGGAUCCCGCUGUUUGUCGGUGA
Molecule: messenger RNA, 3828 nt
Organism: Fimicolochytrium jonesii
Lineage: Eukaryota; Fungi; Chytridiomycota; Chytridiomycetes; Spizellomycetales; Powellomycetaceae
Exons: 13
Coding region: 1-3828 (1275 amino acids)
Biological process (GO): double-strand break repair via homologous recombination; protein deubiquitination
Molecular function (GO): ubiquitin binding
Source: RefSeq, a predicted model, not a curated record